This is a messenger RNA of Monosiga brevicollis MX1, 3441 nucleotides long. RefSeq lists its product as uncharacterized. Bases 1 to 3441 code for a protein of 1146 amino acids. The record is from RefSeq and is a predicted model, not a curated record. NCBI's taxonomy places the organism in Eukaryota, Choanoflagellata, Craspedida, Salpingoecidae. The transcript is spliced from 10 exons. Gene Ontology annotation, biological process: regulation of transcription by RNA polymerase II.
AUGACGGAACGACCGUCGCGAUGGGAUCGCCCAACGGCAGCGCCCCGCCCGUCGGCGGAGGCGAGGCCGGGUGCUGCUAAUCCCUCGAUGGGGUCGGUAAAUGGAGCCAAUGUUGGUGUGGGCCGUUCUCGCUUCUCGCUUCCUCCACCGCCGCCACCGCCUGGCCAGGUGGAGGCACCCACGGCUGCAGCUGCCGCGGACCGUCGUGCGGCGGCGCUGGAUCGAGGGGGUGUGGGUGUCGCGGACCCGAGUGACUUUGCGCCAAUGCAUGUGCCAAGGCCACCCGUCGACAAAUCUCGCGCCCUGAUUAGCGCCAUGACUCGCCAUCAAGAAUCAUCCGACGUGUCAGACAUCUCGGACGAUGAGGACAUGGACGAGGACGAUCGGGAAGACGUCACGCCCACGGGCAGCGGUGACCACUCGGGCCGCCGAGUCAGCGGUGACGGCGAGGAAGAAAUCAGUGCGGAUGAGGACGGCGAGCAGGAUGAUGACCACAUGUCCAUCUCCUCCCGCACCUCAUCACACCCGCCAGCACCAUCUGAGCAACCCGACGCCCGUCAGAACAGCCCUGCUGCCGUUGCAGAGACGCGACCACCACUCCUCGACCGUCGCGCCGCCAACGGCAGCGCUGGCUUGUCCCGACCCUCUCCCCUGGCCAUCGCACAGGCCAUGCCAACGCCUAGUGCGCAAUCCACCCCUGGGCGCACCGCUGCACCCAUGCCCACCGCACAGGCCCCAACUGGGACCGCAGCCAUGUCAGCCUCGCCUAUGAACCUCGAUUCGCCCAAGCCCAAUCACACUGCCCCUGCUGCCACUCCAAAUCGCAAGCCCCCCAAGCCGACUGUCACCACGCCCUCCGUUCCCGAAACAAGCCGUAAGGAGUACUGGCUCAAUUUGAUGCAGAGCAAAGACAUGGAAGCCACGGCCAUUGAACACGAACUCACCAAGCUGCAGGACGCCGUCGCCUGUGGCUCAUCCAGAAAAAUUGACGCGCAGGCACGUCUGGAGCAAACAGAGCGGGAUCUAGAGAUUGACCGCCAAAAUCGAGCCAAUGGCUUGAGCACGGACGUCGCGAUGGAAGACUUGGGCAGCAAGGAAUCUAUGCGCGCCCUCAUUACGCGCGUGUACCGUCAAAACAAAGCUGCGGCGGAAGCAGCACGGCCAGUCGAGCAACGUCAAAAUGCCGUGGUGGAGAACUUUGUCGCCGUGGAGCCGCAAGAGUAUGCAUCGGUCAAGGAAGCUCAGGCCCACUACACCACGUUCAAAAGUCGGCUGAGCCGCUACAUUUAUCACACGCAACAAUAUGAUGAGCGGUUGAAGCUGGCCCUCGCACGCCGUUAUCAGCGCCACAAGCACUCGUGGAAAGCUUUGAUGCUCGAACGAUUUGAAAACAAUCGUGACGAGCUCUUGGAACGCAACAAAUUCUUCGAAACGGUGUAUCCGGAUGAACUUCGGCGUCGCGGUGCCGUCCAGAAUGAGAUUUUUGAGAACCUGGCAACGACUCUCGGCACCCCCCAGCGCACGACACGCGCACAAGCCAACAAUGACGUGCAGCACGUGGAUAUUGACAACGAUCCCAACUUAUUAACUUUCAAGGGCUGCGUCACUAAGCCACAAGAUCAGCUUGUGGGCUAUGACAAGUACCACAAGGGUCGUUUGAUUGAUCGCAACCGAAUUGUGAGCAAUAGCAAGAGCAUGCAUCGCGAGCUGGACUAUGUCAACGUCUGGUCCGCCGAGGAGAAGCAGAUCUUUUUUCACCGCUUCAUGCUACACCCCAAGCGCUUUCACCGCAUCUCGUCCCACCUUCCGAACAAAACGACGGCAGAGUGUGUUUGGUACUACUAUCGGCACAAGAAAGAGCUCAAUUUCAAGGGCGAACGCGAGAAGCUGCGCCGUGAGCGGUCGCGCAAAGCUCAGAUGAGCAAGCAACGUAAGAGCAGUACCUCGCUCGUGAGCGCAGUCAAGGAGGCCAAGGAGACCACGAGCACUCGAGCCUCGAAAGACCGCGCCAACGCGAGUGCAGACGAAAGUCCCACUGCGGCUUCAGGAGAGGAGCUCAAGGGCGAUGGUGAUGCAACUGAUGCUGCAGCAACAGAUGGGCCUGAGAAUGCCAAGGGUGGCAAGGGCACCAAGAGUACCAAGAGUGCGAGGGCGAGCGAAUCGGGUGAAGGCAGCAAGACCAAGAAGCCCAAGAAUGUGACACGCAAGGAGACGCCUAAACGAGCUUCGACGUCGCGGAUACGCGCGACCAAAGGCAAGGAUGUGGCUGACCCUGGAGCACCGGCCGCCGAAGCAACAGCGGAGACGGGGGUUCCGGUCCCUGCAACGACGGCGGAGCCUACACCGACGACGACGGCCGCCCAGAGCGGCCAGGCUGCGGACGCAAGCGGUGGUACUGUCAAGCCCGCUGAGAAGCGGGUGAAGAAGGAGAAGGUCAGCAAGGACAAGGUGCCGAAAGAGAAGGCACCUCGACCGGUCAAGGAGAAGGCGCCGCGGGCUCCGAAGGACAAGACCCCCAAGGACAAGGCCCCCAAGGACAAGGCAGGUGAUGCAGGGGCAGAUGGCAAGGCGAAGGCUGCAAAACCACGAUCUCGGGCGAAGGACCGGGGCAAGGAGGGCGCUGAGGGCUCUGCUGCGGAUGAGAAGCGCAAGAGCAAGACUGGUGUGGCCGGUCCGGAUGCCAAGCGCUCCAAGACGGUGGAUAGUACCGAGGAUGCGGGCAAGUCGGCAGGUGCGACCGUUACUGCUGCCACGACAGCUGCUUCGGGUCAGGUCCCCGCUGUGGCGACUCCGGUGCCAGGCUCGACCGUAAUGGAGAGCACGGGCCCGACCACGGCGGCAGCACCCAACGCCACCACGGCGGCCGCUAUGGCAGCAGCGAUGGCGGCUGGUGCCCUGCCGUUUGUGAUGCCUCCGGGUACCUCUGUGCCCAUGUCGGCGGCAGGCGCCCCGUACUUCCUUUCGCCUGCGCUGUCUGGUGUGCGGGCAGGGCAGGGCGUCUAUAUGCCAUCGUACCCACAGAUGAUGGUGAAUGCCGUGCCUUCGGCAGCUUGGCCGUACAUGUGUCUGCAGAUGCCCGGUUCGGGACCAGUGGUUUCAAGCGCGAUGCGCUGGCCGGGUGUGACGUCGUUUGCACCCACGGUCAGUGGUGUCAGCGCCGCCACCUCGGAGGCGCAGGCGGCGCAGCAGGCGCAACAGUUUGCGCUUAGUCAGCAGUUGUUGCAAGCCGCCAGUAUGGGUGCUGUUGGUCGGAGUGGGACGAUGGCCACCAGCGCUGGGGCACCGACCUCGACGGGCCUGGUACCCAUGAGCAUGGCCAUGGGGCCUGGUCCCGCUUUGAGUCUGGCUCAGGCCCAGGCUCAGCUACAAUCGGCGGCGCGAGCGGCUGCCGUAUCAACGGCGACAACCCAGCCCACAAGUAGCAGUGGUGACCAGAGCUAA